UUUGUGUGUGAACACAUGGGCCGCCCACAUAUCCAAACACGCGAGUACACACAUGGGCCAUCCGCUUCUAUAGUUUCACGUAAAAGCAAAUACACACACAUACAUAGAUGUUCUCAUACACGCACAAUAUGUACGUCCAUUGUUAUACAUACGCACACGCGCACAUACAUACAUAGAAAUUUUCAUACACAGACCCACAUACAUUGUGAUACUCACACACACUCGUAUAUACAAACAUAAGUGUAUCGUGAUGCACACAUAGAACAUAUAUAUAUAUAAACAUACACAUAUACGGAUACAAGUAUAUCUACAAUAUUUACACAGGUUAAACUGUAAAUCAAACUUUCUACUUUUUUCUUUCUCUCUAUAUCUCUCACACAAAAACAAAUUUAACACACACGCACACACACAUAGUUAUAUACAAACACAGACAUUUCUAGCCGCAGAGGCACUUAUAUACACAAACAUAUUAAGAUACAUACAUAUAAAGAAAGAUAUAAACAUAUACACACUAUGAAAAGCUACUCCACAGAAUAGCUUACCGGUAUAAAACGAAAUCACACACAGCUAUUAAACGGAUUCAUGAAGACACGCAAACAUAGAAAGGAAAACGGAUAUUUCAUGCGCAAACUAUCAUACAGUCACACAGCCACACACACGCACAUAGACACAAACAGACUGACACACAAACAGACACAUAGACAAUCAGACAUACACAAACACAUACACACACACACACACGGUCGCCCGCGCGCGCACUGGCGGACACGCGCACGCAUGCACACAGUGACAUAUGUAUACAAUUACACUGAAAGCCGCCUUUAUGCUUCCAUCAGUAGUAACACACCCACUAACGCACACACGCACUGAGGAGUGCGCGCACACACACAUAAGCAGACUUUACGCAUACGUAGAUAAUCCAUCGUUGUACAGACUCACAAAACCGCACUACUAAAUUCAAUUAUAUACACACACACUGACACACGUACACCCAUAUAUAUAUAUAUAUAUAUAUAUAUAUAUACACACACACAUACAUAGAGAGGAAAACCAGUCGCUGAGAUUGCAAGACUCGGCUUGCCUUGCUCGUAAAGAGCAGAAGUACAAAUUUAUAUCGGAAGACUGUGAGAAACAUCCCAUCCAUAUAUAUACAUAAAUAUAAAAAGGAAGGGAAUUUACUGCCCUUUCCUAUGGAUUGUCUUUGGAUGUCUUACCCUGAUUAUUGUCCCUUACUUCUAUGAUAUGCAACUGAAGUCAAUGAUGUGGUCAGCCGAUUCCAGUGAAAAAAUGCUAAAAUGCUGAGGUUAUCUUUACGGAAAUGUGUCACCGGCGGCAUAUUGAUAUGCUUCCUGGCCGGCAUACUUUUGGGGUUCCGUUUCAUCACCCGGAACCCCGAGGAGGCAUACAGACUGGCCGCUGGUAUUGGUGACAAAAGCAACAAGAGAGGUGAAAAUCUCGACUGGAAGUUUCAGGAUGAGAACUCUUUUGGCAACCAUUCUGCGAGUCAGUCGAAAAAUCUCAUGCUGAAGAAGAUGCUUGACUUCCGAGCCAAAAUGCAACAAGAGAGGGUUCUGAAAGCAAAGAUGCGGGCCAAUCUAACGGCACAUAAUCACAUCACGCCGGUGCCAUUCGAUGAAGACGGUAUGAACUACAAUGUCCACGUUUUCUACUACGUGUGGUAUGGAAACCCUAGCUAUGAUGGCAAGUACUUUCACUGGAACCACCGUUUACUGCAGAACUGGAGAGAAAAGAUCAGACGUAAGACCACAAGGCGCCACUUCCCGCCUUUAGAUAUUGCCUCUAAUUAUUACCCCGAGUUGGGACCUUACAGCUCUUCAAACUCUGAGGUAUUGUCCAUUCACAUGCAGCAAAUAAAAGACGCUAAAGUAGGCUGUAUUGCAGUUUCAUGGUACCCUCCAGGACUUGCUGAUGACGAAGGCCAACCACCCGACAGACUGAUGCCCAAACUAUUUCAUUCUGCUUCGAAAUUUAAUCUGAAAGUGAUACUACACAUGGAGCCAUAUUUUGGCCGGAAUCAUACCACUUUCCGAAGAGAUAUUAUCUAUGUCAUGAAUGAAUAUGGUGACCAUCCGGCUUUGUAUAAGAAAUAUCAUCGAGGAAAAUGGCUUCCAAUGUUUUACAUCUAUGAUUCUUAUCGCAUCUCUCCGAAACACUGGAGUGAAAUCUUCCAUAGCAACAAGCGAUAUACUCUUCGGGAUUCUAAGUAUGAUGCUAUCUACAUUGGCCUUGCUCUUGAAGAAAGCCACUUGCUUAGCCUGAAGAAUGCUGGGUUUGAUGGCUACUACACAUAUUUUGCCACUGACGGCUUCACUCAUGCUUCUUCAUGGAACUUUUGGCCAGAAUAUGCCCAGUUUGCCAAGAAGCACAACAUGUUUUUCAUUCCUAGUGUGGCCCCAGGAUAUAUUGAUCUCCAGGUUCGACCCUGGAAUGGUGAAAACAAACGAGACCGUGAAAAUGGAAAAUACUACGAAAACAGUUUCAAAGCUGCUUUCAACGAGCUUACUGAAUUUCUUACUAUCACCUCAUUCAAUGAAUGGCACGAAGGCACCCAAAUCGAAUCAGCUAUCCCUAAGACAUUUGAUACUUACCAUUAUUUAGAUUACGAAGAAAACGGCAAAGAUUUCUACUUGAAAUUAACCUUGCAGUAUGUUAAAAAAUAUCGCCGUUUACUCCAUGAAGCGAAGAUUAGUGCCCAACUUGCUAAAGAAAGGAAAAAUGUUGUGAAGAACAAUUUGAAUAAAACAUAUCAGUCCGUUAUGACGCCAGUCAAAACUCUGCCGAAACGACUUCAUAAGGAACCGUGAUGAUUUUUUCCAAAAUUUUUAUAUACUUGUAUACAAAGUAAUCACGCACAGUUACUCUUUUCCUAAUCAUACAUAGGGAUGCUUGGCCUUCAGUCAACCACAUCUCUGCCACCUACAAAACAGCUAAUAGUGUGUGUGUGUGUGUGUAUGUGUGUGUGCGCACGUGGUGUUUAAUGUUUUUGAAAUAUCUUUUUUUUUUGUGUGUGUGUGUGUGUGUGUGUGUGUUAUACAAUAUGUUCUGUUCCAAAUCAAGCCUUUUCAAAUUGAUUUUCUUAAUGUUUCCCCCACCAUUUUCUUUUUUUCUUUUUUUCUUUUUUUUUUUUUUGUCUUUAGUUAUAUUUUGUGUAAAUCUGUGCAGAAAGUGACUUAUUUGCAUGCUUGCAUAUAUGCAGAUGUUGCUGCUUGCACACAUGCAUACAUAUACUCACACAUGUGUGUGCGUGUGUGAGUAUAUAAUUUAUGAACAAACUGUCCAGUUUUGUGUGUGUGAGUGUGUGUGUGUGUAUAUACAUGUGUGUGUGUAUAUAUAUAUAUAUGUAUAUAUAUAUGUGUGUGUGUGUAUAUAUAUGUGUAUAUAUAUAUAUAUAUAUAUAUAUAUAUACGUAUAUGUGUGUGUG
Molecule: messenger RNA, 3442 nt
Organism: Octopus bimaculoides (California two-spot octopus)
Lineage: Eukaryota; Metazoa; Mollusca; Cephalopoda; Octopoda; Octopodidae
Product: glycoprotein endo-alpha-1,2-mannosidase
Molecular function (GO): alpha-mannosidase activity
Source: RefSeq, a predicted model, not a curated record